AGUGGCAGGUAACAGUUUCUAUGGCAACAUGCUUACAGGCAACAUGGAGUUCCUGCAGUGGAGUUGUCAUGAUGUUGCAAGAUGGAUUGAGUCUAUCGGAUUUCCACAGUACAAAGCAUGUUUCACGGAGAACUUCAUCACCGGAAGAAAGCUAAUUUAUGUAAACUGUACCUACUUGCCAAGAUUUGGAAUCACAGAUUUUAAAGACAUGCAGGUCAUCUCUGCUCGUGUGCGCGAGCUGCUGGGGAUCACAGAGACCCCGUGGAGUCGCAGCGUCGCUGACCCUCCACGGGACAGCAUGGCUCUGUUCUUGGAGAAAAAGAGCCAGACAGGUGAGCGGGUGGACAGCCUCGCCUACCAGCAGUUCCUGGACGGCAUGCGUCAGUGAGCGGGAGCCUGGCAUGAAUCACAACAGUAAAGGAGCGCAGCAAAAACCAAGACAUGUCAGUGUCAUUUCAUAUCCCCCACUGUCAGCGCAUGAUGACUCCGAUGAGACACUCGCAGCGGGUCACAUGCAGACCUUGACAUUAACACUUCCCACCAGCAAAAUGCUUGUAUGUUGCUGUUGUUAGGGCUGGUGGAAAAUCAGUUCUUCUGCAAGGGUUUUGUGCAGGUAGACAUGUCUGGAAAUCACCCCUGAA
Molecule: messenger RNA, 641 nt
Organism: Chelmon rostratus (copperband butterflyfish)
Lineage: Eukaryota; Metazoa; Chordata; Actinopteri; Chaetodontiformes; Chaetodontidae
Product: sterile alpha motif domain-containing protein 15-like
Exons: 3
Coding region: 29-388 (119 amino acids)
Molecular function (GO): protein binding
Source: RefSeq, a predicted model, not a curated record